Messenger RNA from Hyla sarda, 1126 nucleotides. Its product is annotated as M1-specific T cell receptor alpha chain-like. NCBI's taxonomy places the organism in Eukaryota, Metazoa, Chordata, Amphibia, Anura, Hylidae. Gene Ontology annotation, biological process: response to bacterium. The record is from RefSeq and is a predicted model, not a curated record.
AUGUAUUUACUUCAAGCUGCAUUCAUCCUCUCUUUAUACUCUUUCUGCUCCUCUAAUAUUAUGCAGCCGUCUGAACUGGAAACAUUGGAAGGAGAAGACUUUACACUCAGAUGUGACCAUCCAUCUUUCACCGGUGCUUAUCCUUUGCUGUGGUACAAGUUAUUACCUGGGAGGGGACCAGUACUCCUUAUCAGUGAAUACUACAACACUAAGUCAUCGGAAAAGAAUUACGCCAUAAUCUUCAGUGAUGACAAGAAAUACAGCGAUCUCAAAAUACAAAGUGUCAAACCUGAAGAAAGCGCAGUGUAUCUUUGUGCUCACAUUGGCAGAGGAACCAUGGUGACUGUGAUGCCCAAAACAGCCCGAACAACCCCUUCCGUGUAUAAGCUGAAGUCUGAAAAGUCAGAAGAGGGUCUCCCGGACACAGUGUGCCUGGUUACUGAUUUUCCAUCCCCAAAUAAAACAUUGAAGGUAGAUGACCAGGUUAUAACACUGAAUGAUGAAGCUGUGCUGGAUAAGUCCACUACUGAUGUAUGGAGAUACAGUGCAGUCCUAUGGGAUAACGACAAUCACGACAAGAACCGCGCCUGUAAAGUAGAAUAUGAUGAAAACGCUGUCUCCCCGGAAGAUGAAACACCUCUUGCUGUCAAUGAACGUUUACAAACAAGCCCAGGCAUGAACACUUUGUCAAUGACAGUACUUGGACUGAGGAUGCUUACAGUCAAAGCUAUCAUCUAUAACCUAAUAAUAACCUGUCGCCUUUGGACAUCAUAAGGAGUCACUUGGGCUCAGAUCAGCAUCACCUACAAGAGAAUCAUCACUCAUCUUUAUCAGUUCUAUUCUAUGAAAUGAAAUCUUCAUUGUCGCUCUGAAGCUGUAUAUAUGUACUUAUAGUGUGCCAUGUAUUGUCUAAAUAUGGUUCCAUGAAUAUCUAAAGUUGCUUUGAUAACCCUACAAUCAAAAGUAAUAUCUCAAUAUACACAGUUGUAAUUUACAUAUGCAGUUACUAGUACUUAGUAUAUCCUAAUCUCUCUAUAAAUGUUAUGUCUAUACUGUAUACUUGUAUUAUAAAUGUUGCUUUUAUACAAUAUAAAAUAUAUUAAAAAGAUUUUAUUAAAGCAUUUAU